Molecule: messenger RNA, 480 nt
Organism: Fusarium tjaetaba
Lineage: Eukaryota; Fungi; Ascomycota; Sordariomycetes; Hypocreales; Nectriaceae
Product: monothiol glutaredoxin
Exons: 2
Coding region: 1-480 (159 amino acids)
Source: RefSeq, a predicted model, not a curated record
AUGUUUGCGCGAACAGUAGCUUCAUCCCUCCGACAAGCCGCCCGGCCUGUCGCCGUCCGCUCAACAGCUCCUCUCUUCCGCACACCAAUCUCCCCCCUCACACCCUUCCAAGCCCGUCUGCUCUCCGACCAAACCCGCUCCGCAAUCGACAAGGCCGUAUCCUCCGCGCCCGUCGUGCUCUUCAUGAAGGGAACCCCCGAGACACCGCAGUGCGGCUUUUCGCGCGCCGCCAUCCAGAUCCUCGGCCUGCAGGGCGUCAACCCCGAUAAAUUCGCCGCCUUCAACGUCCUCGAAGAUCCCGAGCUGCGUGAGGGUAUCAAGGAGUACUCCGACUGGCCUACGAUUCCUCAGCUCUACGUCGCGAGGGAGUUUAUUGGUGGAACGGAUAUUCUGGUCUCGAUGCAUCAGAAUGGCGAUUUGGCGAAGCUGUUUGAUGAGAAGAAGGUUAUUCUUGAGGGGGAGCCUGAGCAGAAGGAAUAG